Molecule: messenger RNA, 1064 nt
Organism: Zeugodacus cucurbitae (melon fly)
Lineage: Eukaryota; Metazoa; Arthropoda; Insecta; Diptera; Tephritidae
Product: fibrinogen-like protein A
Exons: 2
Coding region: 89-721 (210 amino acids)
Source: RefSeq, a predicted model, not a curated record
ACCAUCUUAUUUAUUUAACUUGAAUAUCUCCUUCAGUAAGCAUCAAUUUAAAAUCUGCGCUUAAACAGUUCUUGCAUCUCAGAGCAAAAUGUUUCGUAACUUUUUGAAUAUAUUGCUAUUUUAUAUCUUGAUUUUUCAAAUCUGUUACUGUUUAAGUGAUAAUACUGAACAAAAUGCUACGCUAAAAUGCGAAAAGCUAUUAAUUGCAAACCGCGUACCAAAAUUAUCGAGUUGUGUUGAAGCAGCAGGUAACAGCAGGAGGAAUGGUAUAUACAGUAUUCAAAUACAAAAUCUCGAUGACUUGAAGGUGUUUUGUGUAGAAGACGUUGACUUCGGUGGAUGGUUAGUUAUACAGCGGCGUCAAAAUGACUCCGUAGAUUUUUAUAGAAAUUGGAUGGACUACAAGGAGGGAUUUGGCGACCUAACGGGAAACUAUUGGAUCGGUUUGGAGAAACUACAUGCGCUCACCAGAGACUGCGAACAGGAGUUAUAUAUUCAAUUGAAAAGAAGUAAUGGCAUGGAAUACUAUGCAAAGUACAGGGAAUUUGUUAUUGCUGCGGAGUCAGAGAGCUACGCUUUGAAGAAAUUGGGAAAGUAUAGCGGCGAUGCUGGCGAUUCCUUACGCAUCCACUUAGGAAUGAAAUUUUCAACUUAUGAUCGUGAUAAUGGUAUAUAUGAAGAAAACUGUGCAGAGAUAUUCAAAGGCGCUUGGUGGUUUUGAAAAAUGCUAUCUCAGUUAAGGAAAAUUCAAUUUGCUGUAAAUGGUGAUAAAUAUUUACAUAUACAUAUAUAUAUUUUAAUAGCCACCUAAAUGGACGCUAUGGCGACGAUGAAGCAGGUGUGAAGUGGGUUGAUAUAGAAAGAGAUGAAUCAUUAGCAUUUGUCCAAAUGAUGAUACGACCAACUCGAAAUUGUAUGAGAAAAUUGAUGUUGCGCAAUUUAAAUGCAGGUGCCUAAAAAUUUAUUGGAAUUGAACCGCUUGGAUGCUGUUGUUAAACAACAAUAUUCUUUUCUAUUAAAUUGUGGAUAUUAAUUUAUAAAUAUACUCAGAUGUGUGUCUAUAA